Molecule: messenger RNA, 2030 nt
Organism: Chara braunii
Lineage: Eukaryota; Viridiplantae; Streptophyta; Charophyceae; Charales; Characeae
Source: the annotation of a GenBank genome assembly
GGCAAGCAAUAAGCAGGACUGCAGGGGAGGAGGGGGAGGGGGAGGGGGAGGGGAAGGGGGGGGGGGACGAGGAAAGAGAGAAACAGAGGGAGGGAGGGUGGAGGGAGAGUUGGAGAGAGAGAGAGAGAGAGAAAGUAGGGAAAGACGAAGAAAGAGCGGCAGUCUCUUUCGAAGAGUGGCGGAGACGAUGGAAAGUACCAUCGGUAUCGAAAAGGAGAGAAACACAGAGGAUGUUUCCCUAAGGCGUGAGGGAGAUCCGACACGUGAUCAGCAGACGGAUCAAAGGCCUGAUUACUUGCCGGCGUUGCCGCCAGAGAGAGGAGAGAUGUUCUUCAAGAAUGAUGCGGCCAAGAGUGAGAGUGCAGGCGUCGAGAGAGAAACAGAGGGCGUCUUCUUAGAGAGUGAUGCGGAGAGAGACGUGGCAAACGCAGAGGAAAAAGGGGGUGCCUUCUUGUCAGAGAGGAGUGACACGGAGACAUCCCCACAGCACAGUGAUGAUUCCUCUCAUAGACCUAGCACCUCUCAUGAUCACCAUCCACCUUACACAUGUCAUGAUCAGUGUGAUCUUAAGGACAAACGUGCUGAUGACGUGGGAGUUGGGCAUGAUUCGAGAGAUCUCUGCUUAUUACAGAGUGACACGGAGACACCUCCACAGCACAGAGAUGAUUCCACUCAUAGACCUUGCACCGAUCAUCAUCAGCAUCAUCAGUGGCACGUGGAGGACAAGCAUGCCAAUGAAGUGGGAGUUGGGCAUGAUUUGAGAGAUCUCGACUUGUCAGAGCGUGACACGGAGACGCCUCCACCACACAGAGGUGAUGCUUCUCCCAGACCUUGCACCGAUCAUCAUCAGCAUCCACCUCACACACGUCAUCAAGAGUGUAAUCUUGAGGACAAACGUGCUGAUGACGUGGCAGUUGGGCAUGAUUGGAGAGAGCUUGAACACGAUGCUCUAGUGCACAUCUUCAGCUUUCUUAGCUUUGUUCAGCAGAAGAUUCAUGUAGGCGCAGUCUGCAAGAGCUGGCAUCGAGCGUCACUUGAUCCGUGCUGCUGGAAGGAAGCGGACGCCUUUGUCCCGAGUUUCUGGCGGUCGGACUCCACUAAGAGAGCUGCUACGGCUGCUGUAAUGCGAUCCCAGGGGCAACUGAUCCGCCUGGCCACGUGGGACUGCGAUCCAGAUAUUCUGGACCUCAUAGGGAGGAACUGCCCCCUCCUUCAGCAGUUGGAAUUAAUGUCAUUUGGGCUUGAUCGGCCAUGGAUCGAGGCCGUUGAUGCGAUUGGUAAUGGAUGUCAGGGAUUACGUGAGCUGAUAAUGACGAUGACAUUCGCUCCGCCUGAAGACAAGUCGCCCGAUUUCACAAGAAAACUGCUUCCUUCUCUUCCCAAACUGACGGCUUUACACCUUGGGGAUACAUUGAUAGAUGAUGGUGUAAUUAGCGUGAUGGGAGACAACCUUCCUAAUUUGGAAAUUUUAACACUGGCAGUUGAAACUGAGAUCACGGAUGCAAGCUUGGGUUUCAUUGGGCAAAAAUUCAGGGGGUUAAAAACCCUCGUGCUCAAGUACUGCGGCAAGGUGACUGGUGCGGGUUUAAACUCCCUGUGGUUGGCGAGGCCAAAACUGCAAGUUGUCGUCGAAUGAAUCGAGUCGGAUGUCAGAAGCGCGUUAGCAAGCAGGGUGCUUCAUCUGGAUUUCACUCGGAUUUUUUUAUUUUAUUUUUAAUUACUAGCAUUUUUUAUGAAUCGAGUCGGAUGUCAGAAGCGUCGGCAAGCAGGGUGCUUCAUCUGGAUUUCACUCGGAUUUUUAUUUUCGUUUUAAUUUUUUUUAUGAGUCGAGUCGGAUGUCAGAAGCGUCAGCAAGCAGGGUGCUUUAUCUGGAUUUCACUCGGAUUUUUUAUUAUUAUCAUUAUUAUUAUUAUUUUUUUUAUGAAUCGAGUCGGAUGUCAGAAGCGUCAGCAAGCAGGUUGCUUCAUCUGGAUUUCACUCUGGAUUUUUAUUAUUAUUUUUUUUUAAUUUAAUGAAUCGAGUCGGAUGUC